AUGCCCGGUAUUGGAAAGACAACUCUGGCUAGAAAAGUGUUCAACAAUCAAAAUGUAGAGUGUCAUUUUCAUCGCCGUGCAUGGUGUACUGUUUCACAAGCAUACUCGAAAAGGGAGUUGUUGCUUGAACUGAUAAGCCACAUAGAUGUCCGUACUGACGACAUCAAUAAACUGACUGAUGAUGACCUCAUGUCAAAGUUACGCCGGUGCUUGUUGAGAAACAAGUAUCUCAUUGCUAUGGAUGAUGUGUGGGAUACUUCGGCCUGGAAUGACUUGGAAAACUGUUUUCCGGAUGACAGCAACGGCAAUAGGAUUCUGAUAACCAGCCGUUACCAAGAUGUGGCUUCUAAAGUCAAACCCGGGAGUACUACGCAUUUCAUUCGUCCAUUUUCAGAUGAUGAAAGUUGGGAAUUGUUAAGAAACAAGAUAUUUAAAGGUGGGGACUGUCCCACUGAAUUGUUGGAAGUUGGAAUUGAGAUCUCUCAACGAUGUCGAGGAUUACCACUAGCAGUUGUCACAAUAGCUGGUCUUCUCCGGAUGUUAGAAAAGAACAAGGUUGCUUGGACAAAAGUCUUGAAAAGCUUAAGCUCAGAGAUAAUCAGCGAUGCAGAAAAUCCCUGCAAGGGAAUUUUUGAACUUAGCUAUGACAACUUACCUGAAUAUUUAAAAGCAUGCUUUAUAUAUUUGGGACUUUUUCUUGAGGACAAAGAUAUUCCAGUGAGCAAGUUGAUACGUUUCUGGAUGGCAGAAGGGUUCAUUCCGGAAACAAAGUCAAAGAGCUUGGAGGAGGUUGCAGAGGAUUACUUGAUGGAGCUGAUUAAUAGAAGUCUUGUGACCAUCUACAGAAAAAGAUCCAAUGGAAAGGUCAAAACAUGUCGUCUUCAUGAUCUUUUGCGAGAUAUGUGUCGUUUGAAAGCAAAGGACGAGAACUUUGAACAGUUCGUGACCAGGUGCGAUGAACCUUACGCAUCGUUCCCUGAUUUAGAAUAUGAUAUGGAGUUGGAUAGCAAGAAUCUCUUAGCUCCUAUACUGCUUGAAAGCUACAGAUUGAGCUUUUAUGUGAAAAGACGACAUUUUAUCAACUCAAGACCUUCCAGCCAAGUAGCACGGUCCCUGACAUUCUUUGCAUCUUCUGAUUCAGAGCCUAAAUGUCCUUACGACAUCUCCUUCAUUUGCCACAACUUUAAAUUACUUCGGUUUUUGGAUCUUGAAUCGAUCAUGGCAAUGAGCUUUCCAGCUGAAAUAGGACUAAUGGUUCAACUGAGAUAUUUAGCUGUCAGUGGUUAUAUGCAAUCUGUUCCUCCAUCAAUAUCCAACUUGUGGAAACUUGAAACGUUCCUUGUGAAGGGAUCACAAGGCAAGGUCAUCUUACCAGAAACUAUUUGGAACAUGAAAAGAUUGAGGCAUCUUCAUGUGAAUCAUCAUGUGCUUUUCAACUUGCAAGGUCUUGAUGGUGAUGUAGGAAGUUCUUAUUUGGAAAAUUUGGUUAGCUUUUCCACCCCAUCACUAUCCUGCAGGGAGGAUAGAUGGAGGAUAUUAAAGCGGUUGCCUAACCUCCGCAAAUUGAGGUGCAUAUUCUGGAAUUCAGCUGAACCUUCUGAAAAAUGUAGUGAGUUCAUAAGAUGGAACUUCUUAACUCAUUUGGAGUCACUAAAGAUUAUUUGCCAUGGUGGAGCUCCACAUUCCAGGGAUUUUCUCCUUCCACAGAGUCUUAAGAAACUGACUUUAUCAAACUUCAGGUUACAAGAGAAUCAUCUUACUGUGAUGGGGAAGCUGCCAAAUCUUAGAGUUCUGAAACUGCGCGCUGGAGCUUUUGAGGGGCAAAAAUGGGAAACAAGGGAAGAGGAAUUCGAGGGACUCGAAUUCUUGGAAUUAGACACCAUGAACCUUGUUGAAUGGGAUGCCUCUUAUGACCAUUUUCCAAGACUUGAAUGGCUUGUGAUACGCAAUUGUAAGGGUUUGAAAGCAAUUCCAUCUGACUUUGCUUAUAUUGCUGCACUGGAGAAGCUCGAAGUGCAUUGGUGUGGGCAGUCUGUGGAAGACUGCACUGAUGACAGUGAUGCUGGGAGGCCGGAACCAAAUUGCACCCUGUGUUACAAUGGCAAUGUGGAGUAUCAUCAAUGCUUCACAGUCUUCUCUGGAUCAUUUACAAUUGAAGUUGUUCAGAAAUUUAUAGCAUAUAUUACGUUCAUGAAGACACUAAGCUGGCAUUGUCCCGAAGAAUUGUGGGAAGUUGGAAUAAAGAUCGUUCAAGGAUUGCCACUCUCAGUUGUCAUGAUAGCUGGUCUCCUGAAGAUGUUAGAACAGAACAAGGAUACCUGUUCAAAAGUCUUGAAAAGCUUAAGCUCAGAGAUACCAGAAAAUCGCGAUCUCGGGAUGCCAGUGAUGACUUCCACAAACCAGAUCACGUCUUCAGUCAUCGAAUCAUUUGACUCAGGGUGGAGUUUUAAAUUGGUGAGGAAAACAGAGAAGGCCAUUGGAGUCAUAUUAUUGAUACAUGGUAGCAUGUCUCAUACGUGUUAUACUGACCAUUUAAAGAGUCUUGAGAAGUCACUCAGUGAGUUGAAAAGUUAUAUUGAUGAUGAGAAAGAGAAAUCAGAAGGGCGUAAGGAACAUGAUGAUUACUGUCGGUGGUUGGACACUCUGGCAGAGAAAAUCAAUCAGCUGGGUCAGGACUGGUUUUUCUUGCAGAUGCUUUGCUCUCUCUUAUUCUGUAGUUAUAAUGCAGAGGAGAUCAUGAAGGUUAACAGAUAUGAUCUCUGGAAUAUUUGUGUUGGCGUGGCGGAUGAAAUUCUCGGGCAUUUCGAUUCGUGUGAUGAUGAUAUUCGAGAAAAGAAGUUCAACCCGGAGAGGUCUCAAAAAGUGCUAAGUCUGUUUAGUGAAUCCCAAAGGAAGACUGAUGAGCUCAUAGAGACCAAGUUUCGAGGCGUCAUGAAGGACUUACAGGUAUCAGCUAUUCGUAUUGGCUGGUGGGAAGAAUUAGGCAGUGCUAGUUCUGUUCUUCUACCACAUAUCGAAGUAAAUCUGUGUUUCUUCAAUGACUUGGGUAGUGGCAGUGUUGUUGAAGAAAACAUGGUUUUCCUCUUCAGUGAGCUCAAAUCAAUCUGCAAAUACUUGACAAGCGUGGCUGAUACUUAUAUACAAGUUGUUAACAAGAGACUUUUCGAUGUUGAAUCUGUUGUCCUGCGGAUUGUAUGUCACUCUUGUAACUUGUGGUUCAAUCGAAAAGACCACCCUGAAACUGCAAAAGUUUCGGGCACUAAAAUCUUCAAUUUGCUUCUGGAGAUUGUUCCUACAAACCUAGAGUUCCUGAACUCAAUUCUCGCACCCCUGGAAUACAAGCGAGGAUUAAGUUUCUUUUUCGAUUAUCUUCUUGCUGAAUCUGAUGCAGAUCUUGGGAGUGUGAUAAAAUCCCUUGUUACCUUUUAUAUCGGGAAUAGUCGAGAGUUAUUGUCAGAGGGUGAGGAUGAAAUGCCCAAUAUCCGUAGGGAGUUAUUGUCAGUUCUAGCCGAGGCAGCGGGCUUUUCCCAUCCAAUCAUGCAACGAGAUUUCGAAAAAAGGGGGUCAUCAUUUCUUACACACGCAUUUAGGAAAAGCCCAAGUCCUCGAGCAUUGCCAUCUUGUUCCGAGUUACAAGCAAAGUCGUGUCUUCUCAAGGCUGAGCUUUGCCUCAAACAGCAACUCCACACUUCCGCCUCGAUGCUUUUCCCAGAUCCUCAUCCGAUUUCCAAAUUCGGUACGAUCCUCGAUGAACUGAGAGCAUUUACGAAAGAUUUUGGUGAGAAUGAGAAGACAGACUUUGUGAGGCAGAGUUUGGAACUUGCUGAAGAACUGGCAAAUGAGGUAGAAUCCCUUCACAAGUCACUUCUUUCCAAGGAGAAGUCUGAUUCUCUGGUAAAACACCCACUUUUAGUGUGCCUCUUCAGGAUCCUGUAUUUCAAGGCUGACUCAUUUUUAGCAGAUUUGUUGAAGAGUAGUGACUCUUCCAUAGCUCACCAGAGGGAACAAAUUCACUCCCUUGUUGAGGGGCUUACAUAUUUCAAAGGGUUGGUACAAACUAGGCUGGAAAGUUACCCGUCAGGUGGCGACAAAACAGUCAUCACAAAAAUUGAAGGUGUUGCUAGACGGAUAACACUUCUCUCUUACUCAUAUCUCACGGUCGACCAGGAGUUCGAGGAAAUUGUCCGUUCAUUGGAUCAAUUGUUGUACGAGGUGAACAAUAUCAAGGCCGAGCUCACAUGUAUACGUGAGCCUUUGGCCAAAUUCGGGUUCCCCAAGAACUUUAGAUCCGGAUUCUGGGAUUUCCUUUGCAGAAACAUAAGGGAGCUUCUGAUACAUGAUCCCGAGUCAAUCAGACCCGUCAAGCAUCACAUUGAGGAAGUUCUGUUGCAUCUAGAUUCCCUUAAAUCAGUCCUCCCAAAAAUAAAAGAUAUGGAUUUUGAGCUGGGAGGAGAAUCAAAGGAUUUUGGAAAUCACAUAUUAAAUAUAACAUAUAAACUGGAAUAUGUGGUUGACUCAAUUGAGGUUGAUGGUCAUGUGCAGUUGCAGCAAUCACUAUGGUUGCAGGAUUUGCUGAAUAAUAUUAAACUUGUUAAUCAACAGGUCAGGGGGAAGAUCAGUGAGAUGUCCUCUGCUAAUGGCAAUGUAGAAAAGUUCCCAAAGAGUUCGUCCUGGAUUGCACCAAGAGGCAAUACACCUGAACUCAACGAAAUACUGGUUGACCUUGUUGAUGAAGAAAAGGCAAUAGUGGAUCGCCUCACCAGAGGGUCCUCACAACGAGAUGUGGUUUCGAUUGUUGGCAUGCCCGGUAUUGGUAAGUCAACUCUUGCUCGAAAAGUGUUCAAUAAUCCGAAUGUGAUGUGCGAUUUUGAUCGUCGUGCAUGGUGUUAUGUUUCACAAUCAUACUCAAAGAGGGAGUUAUUGCUUGAGCUAUUAAGUCAUAAUGAUGGGCUUACCAAAGACAUCAGCAGACUUACUGAUGAUGACCUCCUGUCUGAAUUACGUCGGUACCUGUUAAAAAGCAAGUAUUUGAUUGUUAUGGAUGACAUAUGGGACUCUGCACCCUGGAAUGACUUGGAAUAUAUUCUUCCAGAUGAUGGUAAUGGAAGUCGAAUUCUGAUAACCAGUCGUCACCAAGAUGUGGCGAUAAAUAUCAAAUCUGAUAGGAAACCACAUUGUCUUCGUCCAUUUUCGGACGAUGAAAGUUGGAAAUUGUUAAAAAACAAGACCUUUAAAGGUGCGGAUUGUCCAGAUGAAUUGUUGGAACUUGGAAGGGAAAUUGCUCGACAAUGUCAAGGAUUACCACUCGCAGUUGUCACCAUAGCUUGUCUCCUUCAAAAGCUAGAAAACAACAAGGAUUCCUGGAUUGAAAUCUCGAAAAGCUUAAGCUCAGAGAUAAUUAGAGAUCCUGAAAAUCGCUGCAAGGAAAUUUUAGAAAUGAGCUAUAGGCACUUGCCUGAAUAUCUAAAAGCAUGUUUUAUAUAUUUGGGAGUUUUUCUUAAGGACAAAGAUAUUCCUGUGAGCAAGUUGAUUCGUUUCUGGAUAGCUGAAGGGUUCAUACAAGGCCCGUGGAAGAGCUUGGAGGAGGUUGCAGAGGAUUAUCUAACAGAGCUGAUUGACAGAAGUCUAGUGAACAUCCACAAAACAAGAUCCAAUGGACAGGUCAAAACUUGUCGUCUUCAUGAUCUAUUGCGUGAUCUGUGUCACUUGAAAGCAAAGGACGAGAACUUCCAGCAUUUUGUGAGCAGAAAUGAUGCACCAUAUGCAUCUUUCCCUGAUACAGAAUAUGAUAUGGAGUUUGAUGGUAAGGAUCUUUCAUCACCUGUAAGACUUGAAAGCUACAGAGUGAGUUUUAACGUGAAGCGACGGCAUUUCAUCAAUUCAAGACCUUCAGGACUGGUUACACGGUCCUUGACAUUCUUCCCGUCUUCUGAUUCGGAGCCUAAAUGUCCUUAUGACAUCUCAUUCAUCUGCCACAACUUCAAAUUGCUUCGCGUUUUGGAUCUCGAAUCUAUCAUGGCAAUCAGCUUUCCCUUGGAAAUCGGACUAAUGGUUCAGCUAAGAUAUUUAGCUGUCAGCGGUUAUAUGCAAUCUAUUCCACCAUCAAUUUCCAAAUUGUGGAAACUUGAGACCUUUGUUGUGAAGGGAUUGCAAGGCAAGGUCAUUUUACCAGAAACUAUUUGGAUUAUCACAAGAUUGAGGCAUCUUCAUGUGAAUAGUCAUGUUCUUAUCAACUUGCAGAGUCCCGAUGAAGUUGUAAGUAGUUAUUCUCAGUUGGAAAAUCUAGUCAGCUUUUCCACACCAUCGCUGUCCUGCAGGGAUAAUAGAUGGCAAAUAUUGAAGAGGCUGCCUAACCUCCGGAAACUGAGGUGUAUAUUCUGGCAGUCAGGGGACUCUGAAGAAAGUUGUCAUGAGUUCAUAAGAUGGAACUUCUUGACUCUUUUGGAGACACUAAAGAUUAUUUGCUUAGGUGGAACACCAAAUUAUGCGGAUUUUCUCCUUCCACAAUGUCUCAAGAAACUGACUCUAUCGAACUUUUGCCUGCAAGAGAUUCAUCUUAAUGUGAUUGGGAAGCUACCAAAUCUCAGAGUUCUAAAACUGUGUGCCAGUGCCUUUGAGGGGCAGAAGUGGGAGAUGCAGGAAGAGGAAUUCAUGGAACUGAAGUUCUUGGAAUUGGACUCCAUGAGCCUUGUUAAAUGGGAAGCCUCUUAUGAUCACCUUCCCAGCCUAGAACAACUAGUGUUACGCAACUGCAAGGAUUUGGAGCGAAUUCCAUUCGAUUUCUCAGGUAUUGUGACACUGCAAAAGGUUGAAGUGCAUUGGUGCAGGCAGUCCGUGGAAGAGUCAGCCAAAGAUAUUGGUAAUGAAACACCAGAAAUAAAAGUCACUAUCAUUCGCUAA
Messenger RNA from Oldenlandia corymbosa var. corymbosa, 6900 nucleotides. The record is from the annotation of a GenBank genome assembly. Lineage: Eukaryota; Viridiplantae; Streptophyta; Magnoliopsida; Gentianales; Rubiaceae.